AGGCGGUCCCCACAGCCUGUCAGGGCUGAUGGGAGGCCGGAGGUGAGUGCGGUGAAACACUUCGACUGACGGCGCCGACGGAAGGGGGAAGAGGCUGCGCGGUUUGCGGUGACUCACUGUGAAGUAGUGGCAGCGGUUAGCUAGUGCGAGGCGAGCGACGCGUUAAAAUGACCGCAGGACGGCUCGUUCCCGGCGGUUCGGGGGCACGUGAGCGUCUGGACCGCAAGCCGACUUUCUGUCUGCGUCAUGGGAGCUAAAGAGGUGAACAAUGGUGCUGUGCCCUGAAGGUUGUACGUCCGGAUCAGGAGGAGAAUCUUCUGGCAGUGAGGCGGGUUCCAGCUGUCUUCAGUUUGGGGUUCGCUCCUAUCUGCAUCACUUCUAUGAAGAGUGUUCGUCCUCCAUGUGGGAGAGGGACCCAGAGAAUCGGGGGUCAGCCCACAGCCACAGAUCCGCCUUGUGGUGGAACUCAGCUGUCUGGAAGGUGUCCUUGGCUCUGGGUCUGCUGAUGCUGACAGCAGGUGUUGUGUCUCUCUCCAUCGCUUACUCCGCCCCCCACAAAAUCGAGUCCUUCGGCGAGGGAGACCUGUUCUUCGUGGACCCCCAGGCCAUCAGCUACAACAGGGAUCUGCACUUCAGCACGGCAUCCGGGAUCGGGCUGUCGUGCCUGGGCUCCGCGCUGGCUGUGAUGGGGGUGGUCGUCUGGGUCCUGCCCAAAGCCACCCUUAAAGAGCGGCUGUUCCUCCGACCGAGGGAAGCGGAUCAGAGGGGGGAGCUGGGCUCGAAGUGGAGGGCAUUCAGAGAUGGACCAGAUGUGAUAACUAAGCCGCCAGAUACAGGAGAAGGGAAGAUGCCUUUUACUUUGGCUAAAGUGAAAAACGUGCAACCCGCUUCCUAGAAAGAGGCACAGUAUCUGAUUCUGAACCCCUGUUUACAUCGCUUCUCUGUCGUCUCUGAUCAGAUUUUGUUCUGUGAAGUGAAUGUUUGUGACUUAAGAGAUCAGAAAAACACUUCCACACACUACAAACUCACACAUGCUGGGUAGUGCGUUCACAUUUUAAGUCUGAUUUUAAAUUAAAAAGUGUCCCAUCACCAUCUUCAAACCACAUCAGAUUUUUACAUUUUAUACAGAUCUUAUAUAGAGUCCCUAAUUUGGACUUAAAAAAAACGUUUGUUUGUUUUUUUAUUACUGAAGUUCUAAGGAUAACAAUUAUUUUCUUAAGAUUUCCUUAAAAUAUAGGUGUUUUUGAACGAAACUUUAAGCCAUAUUUUAUGAGCCCUAAAGAACAUUAGAGCCACCUGAAUAAUCAUAAACAGUUUUACUCUUUAACAAAAAUGAGACCCAGAGAAAUGACCCAUUUAACGUGAAGCAGCAGAAAAACAGAGCCAUCGACUGUGGGAUGUAUUUGUUCAGCACACAACGGUCAUAAUUAUAGUACACACACAGUAACAUACCAGAUAAUUUAUUGAGCACAUACUGUAUUGACUGAUCAAACACAAUAAAAGUAUUGGUACAAUAUAAGUUGUAAGGUUUACAAACGGCUUUCAGCUUGGGGUGGUUGACCGAAUGGUUCGAACUUGAAAAAUACAGUUAUAUUUUAUAUUUUGUACAGUGAAUUUGCCCUACCUAAGAUGAUGUUUUACACCAUUAACUACCACAAACGGUAUUCACCACAGAUGCACUUUAAAGAGCAUAUGUCAUCAUACCUGGAAAUAUUUUUUUUCGUACUUGUAGCUCAUGAUGGUUAUAAUAAAAGCACCACCUGUGAGACAAAAAGAUUGAGCACAAGAACUGAGAAGUCAACCUAGAACACAGAAGUCAUCUCGGUGAAAGCAUGAAUAGAAAAGUGCUAAAUAGAAACUAAAAACAUGUCAGGAAACAGGUAGAUGUUUUCAUUUCUGCUCCAGUUCAGUGGUGCUCACAUUUCCGCUAAUCUGCCAAUAGCAGUGCUGAUUUUUAGCUAUGCGCGUUAGUGGUUUUGCUAGCUUGAAAAUGUUUGGUGCACUUAGCCUAAGUAAAUUUUUCCAGAUAAAUCCCAAAUUGAUUAUUUACCGGGCUAUUUUGUAAACUUUCAGUUAAAUGAAGUUCAACAUUGUUGAAGUUUUGGUUAUCCACUAUUCAUUCAUGCUCUUAUUUUGAAGUGGGUGAAGACUGUUUAAUCUGCAGCUCCGUUUCUUUUCUUCACAUGCUCUUUUUUUCUCUCCCUCCCAAUAACUGUAUUUAAAGUAAAAACAAACAAACACAUGAACAAAAUAAAACAGUAGAGGUCAAGAUAUAAACAUAAAAACAAUAUGCAAAGGCAUAAUACAGCGACUUAAAUGUGUGUAGCCCCUUCCUGGUUUCCUUUUUUUUUUCUUUUUUUUUUUUUUGCAUGUUUGUGCGAGCAAAUAUUUGAUUUACGUGUUUUGACUACAUGCUAAAAUCACAGCACCAUCUGGUGGCCUGACAUGACAACUACAGCUGAUGCAGGGUGUCUUGGCUGUAGGGUUCAAAUGUGGAACUUUUCCCCAAUCAACAUCUGAAAAUGUCUCAUGUAAACGUAGCUUUAGUCACAUGGUUGGUACAAUCAAACAGUCUCCUUCAUUUGGCUCCUGCACUGAUAAAAAGUAAUUGCAUCUGGCACAUAUUGUCAUAAGUAACAUUCAGGUGGAACAUUUUAAGAGACAAGUGGUUUUCUUUUCUAUUUAUUAAUGAGGUUUGCUGUUAUCAGUAGACAUUUUUUACCUGAUGUACAGAAAAAUUUAAAUCCCACAGCAAAUUUUCCUACUCGACGUACUCCGUGUCUCUCCAAAACAAAAACCUGUCAUCACCUCAGUGGUUUAGCUGCUGAAUCCCUGCUAGAGAAAUCUGUCUUUGCUUUGACACACACCGCGUUGCAUUUCAUCCCGUACAUUUGGGAUGUUUGUUAUCAUUCCAGCUGUUUUAUAAUCCUUUCAAAAAGAGAAACAUUUUUUUUUUGCUGAAUAAGAAAAAAAGAAAUCCAGCCUCCUCAGCUACCUAUUAUCAAGAAUCUCAAACACUUUUCUUGCACAGAUCAAAGCAGAGUGCUUACUCCUUCUUUUUCUGCGGUCUCAGUAAGCAGCUUCAGAUUCAUUUGAUGUAAUACCUUUGGAAAGGUCUUUUCCUCAAACACAUUUUACGUUAACAAAAGCAGGCAGUUGAGCUGUCCUAUCCCAGACGAGAUGUCAUCGUUCGUAUACUUGAGCGCCUCUCUGUUUGAGACAGAUAAGACUCUGAAGGCAAUUGUGAGGUUUUUUGUUUUUUGGUUUUGUAACUCUUAAAAUAUAUUUGUUAUCCAAAAUGCUCCCACUUUAACGGGUAACAUAAGUUGUUUUCAUGGUAAAGAAGUAGAAAUCUUUUUGCAGCUGCCAGCUGUCAAGAAAUAUGCCUGAUUUAAACACGUUAGCAGAUACAUAGUGAGUAAACUUUGACCCAGAGUAGCAUAUUUUUAACAUCUGAGACAUCCACAUACAUACUGCUAUUGCAGGUAGCUAUGGCAACCUUGCAAAUCGCACUAAUUGGUCGUAAGUUGUACACAGUUCAAAUCAUUCAUCUCUGUAAUUGUUUUGUCUUUAUUUUUAUUAAAACUACAUCCUAAUUGCCUGUGUAGUUGCAUGGAGCACGGCAGCUGCUUACUGCCACAUUCAAAUUAACUGAUAAGAUUUAAAAGAUGUCGAAAGUCAAAUUUCCAGUUCGUCCAGGAGUUACAAACUUUUUCCGACUGUUUAUGAUGUUUUAUUUCUUUUUUUUUUUUUUUUAGAGAGAGAGAGAAAUCUGAAUUCAUUUAGCAGAUCAAACAAAACAAGGAAUCUCAGUUUGAGUCGUAGUGAUUGGUGAAUAUUUUGCAUCACGUCAUCUCUUGUCCUUACAAAGUCAUAUUAGUUAGGUAAGAAUUAUCUAACAUGGAAAGAAACACGACAAUUUGAUUUGAUUUCUUAACAAAACCUAAAUCAAAUUGAAAAUGUUAUCAGAAAAACUAAUGAACUAAUCUUACUCGCUUUAGCUUGAGGUAAUCAUUCCCCUCAAUAACCUUAUCAGUCUGCCUUACAUUAAUACUCUUUUCACCAGCAUCCUUCUAGUUUAAUGAAGAUUACAUGUAUUUGUUUUUGCGCAGCUCUUUUAACUGCAACAUUUUAUUCCACUUCAGUUUUGGAGGGUUGUGUCUGGGUUUUGAUUUUUCUUUGUUUCAAGGGUUUGGCUGUAGAUUGCCUGUUGUUUUCAAUCACUGUCCAAUGAUGCAGAUGAUUCAGUGGUCUAUGCUGUGGAUUUUACAGAGCAGCAAUAUCUCCAUCCUGACUAAACGACUUGGUUUCAUAAGCUUUGUGGUUAUUCAGGCAGUUGUUUUGAUUUGUUUUAAUUUAGAAAACAGUAGAAACACGGAUGUCAGAUCUCCUUUGAACUAUGUUUUUGUUAAAUUACCAAUGACACUGUGUAAUAUCCCAUGUUCUUUUGUCUACCUAAGAUUUAUAGAUUAUUUUAUUAUCUGUAAUUCUUUUUUGUUUUUCCAUAUAUUGUUAGACAUGAAAUGGAAGACUUAGAAAAGGGCAUGGUUUUUUAUUUUAAUUAGAUUGGAUUUCAUGUCUUUGACAAUUUAGCAGUUUUGCUUUUUUAAUUUUGUGAAAUAUCAAACGUUAUUUUAAAAUAAUAUGACAUCUGCUACAUAGAGGACCCUGUGUGAGACCCUCAUCAGUGCGGUGACACGCAGACGGAGGCUCUAGAUAAGAAAAUAUUCAUUAACCAACUGGUUUUACAUUUUCACACAUCUGCGCUAAUGGUCGGUUUUACUGUAUGAAACACAUGUAGAGUCACGUAUGCUGCCACUCACCCGGUCACCCCCACAUACACUGUAAUUUGUACUCCUUUGACAGCACCACCUAUUUUCUCCCCACUGUAAUCUGUUGCUGUAAUUGCCAGUAAUCUGUGUAUCUAGGCAACAGUUGGGCUUCAAGUGCUCUAUUUUGAACUCAGAACAAAGUCUCUCUCCUGAUUGGUCCUUCACACCACCAUCUCUCUUUAUCCUCACAUGUAUCAGAUUUGUUGUUUUCAGGUAUAAACAGUAGUAACGCUGAGGUAAAGGGAAAUUGCCACCUGUCCAGUUUUGUCCUCCUGGAGUUAACGGUUAACUCCAGGAGGAGUUAACCGUAGUGUCGGGAUAUGCUGCAGUUGUUCAGGUGGAUGUGACCGUGUUUCGUCGUUUGCCGUUUUAUUGUUUUCCAGAAAUAAAACUGGGGUUAGCAACAGCAGUGAAAAGCAAAGGACCAAAAAUAAAAUUGUAAUCUGCAUA
Molecule: messenger RNA, 5282 nt
Organism: Poecilia latipinna (sailfin molly)
Lineage: Eukaryota; Metazoa; Chordata; Actinopteri; Cyprinodontiformes; Poeciliidae
Product: neurensin-1-like
Exons: 4
Coding region: 269-895 (208 amino acids)
Biological process (GO): nervous system development
Cellular component (GO): transport vesicle; neuron projection; neuronal cell body
Source: RefSeq, a predicted model, not a curated record